Knipowitschia caucasica is the source of this 1641-nucleotide messenger RNA. The record is from the annotation of a GenBank genome assembly. NCBI's taxonomy places the organism in Eukaryota, Metazoa, Chordata, Actinopteri, Gobiiformes, Gobiidae.
AUGGUGUCUGUUGCAAACCGGUGUUGUGUUGCAGCAGACUGUGUUGCAGCAGAUGUGGGGUUGCAGACGGUUGUUGCAGCAGACGCAGGCGUUUGUCGCAGCAGGCGUGUUGGUGCAUGCAGGCGUGUUGUCGCAGCAGACGUGUUGUUACAGACUGGUGUUAGUUUACAGACGUGUUGUUGGAGACUUGUUGUUAGCACGCAGGCGUGGUUGUUGCAGGCAGACGUGUUUGGUCGCGCAGGCGUGUUGUUGCAGCUGGCGUGUUGUGUGCACGCUAGCUUGUUUCGCAGCAGACGGUUGUUACAGACGUGGUUGUUGCAGACGUGUUUUUGCAGGCAGGCUGUGUUUGAGCAGCAGAUGUGUUUGUUGCAGCAGUCGUUUUGCUCGCAGGCCAGCUUGUGUUGCUGCAGGCGCGUUUGUAGCAGCAGGCGCUGUUGCGUUGCAGCGAAGGCGUGUUUGUCGCAGAAGGACGUGUUGUUACAGACGUGUUGUUACAGACGUGUUUUGCAGACGUGUGGUUGCAGCAGGCGUGUUGUUGCAGCAGAUGUGUUGGUGCAGCAGACCGUGGUUGUUGCAGCAACGUGUUUUUGCAGCAGACGGGUUUAUUGCAGCAGGCGUGUUUGCUACAAACUUGCUGUUGCAGCAGACGAGCUGUUGCAGCAGGCGUGUGCAGCAGACGUGUUGUUGCAGUCAACGUUUUUCGCUGCAGAUACGUGGUUUGAUGCUGCAGACGUUCUGUUGCAGCGAUACGUGUUAGUCGUCAGCAGACCGUGUUUUGCAGCAGGCGUGUUGUUGCUGCAGGCGUGUUGUUGCCUGCAGACGUUUGUUCAGACAAGACGUUUGUUGCAGCAGACGUGUUGUUGGCCAGACGUGUUUUGCUGCAGACGUGUUGUUUCAGCAGGCUGGUUUUGGAGCAGGCGGUUGUCUCAGCAGCGUGUUGUCGCAGCAGACGCUGUUUCGCAGCAGACGGUGUUAGUCGCAGCAGAACGUGUGAUGCUUCGCAGGCGUGCUGUUGCAGCAGGCGUGUUUGUGUACUGCAGACGUGUUGUUUUGCAGCAGACCGUGUUGUGUACAGACUGUGUUGCAGCAGACGUGUUUGUUCAGCAAAGCAUGUUGUUGCAGCAGACGGGUGUUGCAAGCAGACGUAUUGUCGCGAGCAACGUGUUGGGCGCAUGCAGGCGGUGUUUGUUGUUUGCAGCGGACGUGUGUGCAGCGGACAGUGUUGUCGCAGCAGACUGUGUUGUCGCAGCAGACUGUGUUAGUCGCAGCAGACGUGUUGGUUGCUGCAGACUGUUAUCGCAGCUGACGGUUGUCGCAGCAGACGUGUUGGUCGCAGUCAGACGUGUUUUGCGUUGCAGGCGUGCUGUUGCAGGCAGCGUGAUGUUACUGCAGAAACGUGUUGUUUGCAGCAGACGUGUUUUGCAGCAGACGUGUUGGUUGCUGCAACGUGUUGAUACAGCAAGGCGUGUUGCAGCGGACGUGUUUGUUGCAGCAGACAUGUUGUUACAGACGUGUUUUUGCGCAGACGUGUGUUGCAGCAAACAUGUUUGUUGCAGCAAGACGGUUGUUGCAAGCAUACGUAUUGUCGCAGCAGACCGUGUUGUCCGCAGCAGGCGUUUUGUUGCAGCGGACGUGUUGUAA